AUGGGCAGAGAGACUUCGCCUUCGGAUUCAUCGGACUCCAGGGAACGAACUGUAUCAUCCGUUGUUGAACGCUGUGGAGAUGAUGUGUGUUCUGUUGCCGCCUUGGACGAGGUGUUAAACGCGCCAGAGCUUGACGUACGAGUGUUCCAGAGCUGGGCGGAGCUUGACGCUUACUUGAAACAUCUACACGGUUCGUACUACAACUCCUGUCAGUCGGCGGAGUCAGAGGAUGGGAAGAAUCGAUCCGAUUACAAGCGAAUUCCCGAAGAGCUUCGGUUCUACAACAGGACUUACAUUAAUGCGUGUAUACGUGAGGUCGGUGGUACCUGGGAAGUGUUCAUUACCAAGCAAAACACUGGACAUAACCACGAUAUCACCAGCGAUACAUACCAGACAUAUCACGAAGCGCAUCAAGUGUCAGACGACGAGGUUCUGUCGACUGUGCAUACGUUGCAUCGAGAUGGGGCAAGCAAAAAGCGUUUCCUGGAGUAUAUCACUGAAAAUUCGCGCGUCGUACCUAUGUUGAAAGAUAUUCAUAACCUGGUGGAGCGACUAAAACGUGAGAGCUACGCUUUUCCAUCGAUUGAAGAGCGCAUCCGGUCGAUACUGGAGGAUUUCUCCUCGAAACAAGGGAAUCUGGCAAGAUUUUAG
Molecule: messenger RNA, 651 nt
Organism: Phytophthora nicotianae INRA-310
Lineage: Eukaryota; Oomycota; Peronosporomycetes; Peronosporales; Peronosporaceae
Exons: 3
Coding region: 1-651 (216 amino acids)
Source: RefSeq, a predicted model, not a curated record